GUAUGCACACAGAUAUAACGAUAAUAUUUGAAAAUAAUCAUAACAUCUUGAGAUAGCCCACAUUACAAACAAAGUAUCAAGAUGGACACGUUCUUUGUUUUUGUAUUGAUAUGUUUUAUCAAUGGACUACACGGUUCAGCAACACAGGCAAACAGCAGAAGAACAAUUAUUGCAAACUACACAAGCAAGAACAGCCACUGCCAAUAUUUAGGUGUGACGUCAAAGCAACAAGGAUUUACAACAGAAUCGCAUACACCAAUUCGACUUGUGAACGGACCAACACGGUAUUCAGGGCGCAUAGAAGUUUAUUAUGGUGGUGUUUGGGGCACUGUGUGCGACGACAGUUUUGACGAGGACGACGCUAGAGUCGUUUGCAGGAUGCUUGGACUUUAUAACGGAUAUUCUCGUGCAAGGGGAAAUGCCUACUUUGGUACCGGAAAUGGUUGCAUAGCGUUGGAUGAUUUGAGAUGUAAUGGCUAUGAACAUGAUAUUGGCCAGUGCCGGUCAAAUGGAUGGUUCAACAAUAAUUGUGGACAUGGGGAAGAUGCUGGGGUGGAUUGCUAUGGAAGAACAACAACAAAGUUAAUGUCGAAAACGUAUCCUUCGACCACACAUUUUUCGACAAAGUUGCCAUGGCUAACAACUCCAUCUCACAGUUUUCGCACCACUUAUGCAAUAACAAGAUCGCCAUAUUCAGCAUCACACUGUCAAUAUCUACAGACAAGUACCGAUUGGUCGUAUAAUCAUAUAACAAGAGUGCUGGCACAAACACCCAUUCGGCUUGUGAACGGACCAACAAGAUAUUCAGGUCGAGUAGAAGUUUACCAUGGCGGUGUUUGGGGCACUGUUUGUGAUGACAGUUUUGAUGAUUUUGAUGCGAAGGUUGUUUGUGGAAUGCUUGGCUUCAGUACAACAUACGCAAAGGCGUGGACUAAUGCACAUUACGGAAGUGGGAGCGGUUGUAUUACAAUAGACAAUUUAGAAUGUAGUGGUAAUGAAAAUGAUAUUGGCCAGUGCCGGUCAAAUGGAUGGUUCAACCAUAAUUGUGGACAUCAAGAAGAUGCUGGAGUAGAUUGCUAUGGUCAAGAUUCAACCACUUUAAUGUAUACAAAACUGAGAAUGACCACAAUACCACAUUUAACAUUAGGAAGAACAACAGCAAAGUUAAUGUCGAAAACGUAUCCUUCGACCACACAUUUUUCGACAAAGUUGCCAUGGCUAACAACUCCAUCUCACAGUUUUCGCACCACUUAUGCAUCGACACCAAUUCGUUUGAGAAAUGGACCAACACGAUAUUCCGGACGUGUAGAAGUGUACCAUAAUGGUCAAUGGGGCACAGUCUGUGACAGUUACUUUGACAAGUUUGAUGCCAGGGUAAUUUGCAGAAUGCUUGGUCUGUAUAGGGGUGACAGUUAUAGCAAAGCUUAUCAUAAUGCAUAUUUCGGUGCGGGGCAAGGCAUGAUAUGGCUUGGUAGCUUAGGAUGCGUAGGUUAUGAAAACGAUCUCACACAGUGCAGGUUCUAUGGCUGGGGUGGUAACGGUUAUUGUGGACACUCAAGGGAUGCUGGAGUAGACUGUAACGCAAGUCCUUAUGGCGACGUAACAUUACCGUGGCAUUUUCAAUUUACGUUUGAUGUCGAUACAACUACGUCAACUCCCUUGGAAAUAACAACACAAAAGGCUCUACGUCUUGAAGAUUCUGUAAAAGUGAGCUGCAACGUCAAUGGUUGGGACAUAAAGGUUGAUAUGGGCAUACUAAAACAAGUGUAUCCUGGUUCAAAGCCAACUGACAUUUAUCUCGGUGAAAACACAUGUAACGGACUCUACUCGUGGAAUGUACUCACUUUCAAUCAAGGACUGCGGGAGUGUCUGACAUCUGAAACGAUACAAGGCAAUGCAUUGAUAUACAACAAUGAGCUAGUCUAUGCGGAACAUGACCCUAUCCAUCCCUUCAUCAUUAGGCAUUACAACUGGACUAUCAAAGUUGAAUGUGACGUUCAAAGAAAUGAAUCUUCAGCAGGCCAUCUCCAUCAUGAUGCUAGCAACAGUAAUGCACAUCAAGUUUCUGGAAACAGUCAUUAUCCUGUUAAUAUGACGUUCUUUACUGAUCCAAACUUUCUUCACCAAAUACAAGGACAUCCUUUACAAGUUUCAGUCGGAUCCGACGUUUACGUGAAGGUGUUCACGGAAACAUCAGAUUGGUCAGUCAAGAUGAGGGUACACACAUGUUAUACCAAGCCAACACCUAAUGCUCAAGAGCAUAUGCGAUACUAUAUUAUAAAGAAUGGGUGCGAGAUGGAUAAGAAUACACAUAUUAUCUCGCAGUCCUCACACGAGACUCGAUUUAUUUUUCAAGAUUUUGAAUACACGAGUAACCACGAGGGUAUCUACGUAUAUUGUGAUGCAAUUUUCUGCAGCUCAUCCGACUAUUCAAAUCAAUGCUUGCAAACGUGCCACCCGGUAGUGAAAAGAAGUGCAACGAACUAAUCUUUAAAAAAUCUUAACUAAAUAAAUCGCUUAAUUUAGACAUAUAUUUCACUCUAAAUUAAAGUGGUUUAUUAUUUAUUUCGUUUGACUGUAACUUUUUAUUACCCCUUAGUAAGUAUAAACUAAAAAUAGAAUUGUUAUAGAGAUCACUUUUACACUAUCAUCUAUACAAGCUAUAAACAUACAAUCUUGAAUAAUGAAAUUUCGAAUGAACAUUCAUUCUAACGAGAGUCGUUGUGUUAUAUUUUCAG
Messenger RNA from Ruditapes philippinarum (Manila clam), 2738 nucleotides. RefSeq names its product deleted in malignant brain tumors 1 protein-like. The coding region runs from base 82 to 2487 and encodes 801 amino acids. The transcript is spliced from 17 exons. The record is from RefSeq and is a predicted model, not a curated record. Gene Ontology annotation, cellular component: membrane. NCBI's taxonomy places the organism in Eukaryota, Metazoa, Mollusca, Bivalvia, Venerida, Veneridae.